AUGUCAGGUUCCAACACAACCGACUUCACCAACCCCUCCACCUUCAUCCUGCUGGGCAUUCCUGGCCUGGAGGCGGCCCAUGUCUGGAUCUCCAUCCCCUUCUGCACCAUGUACGCCAUAGCCAUCUUGGGGAACUUCACCAUCCUGUUCAUUGUGAAGACGGAACCGAGCCUCCAUGGGCCCAUGUACUAUUUCCUCUGCAUGCUGGCCAUCACCGACCUGGUCGUGUCUACAUCCAUCCUGCCCAAAAUGCUGAGCAUCUUCUGGUUCAGUUCCAGGGAGAUCGAUUUCAGAGCCUGCUUCACCCAGAUGUACUUCAUUCACUGCUUCUUAGAGAUCGAGUCUGGGAUCCUAGUGGCCAUGGCUUUGGAUCGCUAUGUGGCCAUCUGCCACCCACUGAGACAUUCCACCAUCCUGACAAACUCCUUUGUGGCCAAACUAGGCCUGGCUGUGCUGCUGCGUGGCAGCCUGGUUGUACUGCCCUAUCCCUUCCUGGCUAGUCAAUGGCCAUAUUGCAGAACCAAUAUCAUCCCCCAGCCAUACUGCGUGCAUAUAGCCGUGGUGAAUCUGGCCUGCGCCGACACCCGUGUCAAUAGUUACUAUGGCCUCUUUGUGCUAUUCUGUGUGAAAGGUCUGGAUAUGUUUUUUAUCGCCGUGUCCUAUACCCAGAUCCUCAGGGCCAUCUUCAGGCUCCCCACAAAGGACGCCCGGCUCAAGACUUUUGGGACCUGCAUCUCCCACCUUUUUGUCAUUUUAGCCUUUUACAUCCCAGUGCUCUUCAUCUCCCUCAUGUACCGGUUUGGCCAGAAUGUACCUGGGCAUAUCCACAUUCUCAUUGCCAACAUGUACCACUUGAUACCCGCCCUGCUAAACCCCAUCAUCUACGGGGUGAGGACCAAACAGAUCCGGGACAGGCUGCUCCGGCUCUUUAUUCAUAAAGGGGCCUAA
This is a messenger RNA of Mauremys reevesii (Reeves's turtle), 948 nucleotides long. RefSeq names its product olfactory receptor 52R1-like. Gene Ontology annotation, cellular component: membrane. The coding region runs from base 1 to 948 and encodes 315 amino acids. The transcript has a single exon. The record is from RefSeq and is a predicted model, not a curated record. Gene Ontology annotation, biological process: G protein-coupled receptor signaling pathway. NCBI's taxonomy places the organism in Eukaryota, Metazoa, Chordata, Testudines, Geoemydidae. Gene Ontology annotation, molecular function: G protein-coupled receptor activity; olfactory receptor activity.